Ictalurus furcatus (blue catfish) is the source of this 1759-nucleotide messenger RNA. It is a transcript of the gene trmt10c, whose product is annotated as tRNA methyltransferase 10C, mitochondrial RNase P subunit. Gene Ontology annotation, biological process: mitochondrial tRNA 5'-end processing; positive regulation of mitochondrial translation. Bases 213 to 1673 code for a protein of 486 amino acids. The transcript has a single exon. NCBI's taxonomy places the organism in Eukaryota, Metazoa, Chordata, Actinopteri, Siluriformes, Ictaluridae. The record is from RefSeq and is a predicted model, not a curated record. Gene Ontology annotation, cellular component: nucleus; nucleoplasm; mitochondrion. Gene Ontology annotation, molecular function: tRNA binding.
UGUUUCACUGCGACUGAAAUAGUUGAUGCACUGAAAAUCAACGUGACUUAAGACAGAGGAGCGAGUAAAGCAACGGCAGGAACGUGCGUAGAGUCUUCUGUUGUUGGUGUUAGAGCAUGUCUUGGUACAUUUCUGUCACUGAGUUAGCAGGUUAUUAAGCGAACCUUAGCUGUUUGUCCGGCAGCUUUGACCUUGUUGUAAGUUUCCAGUCCAUGAUGUUUGUCAGGGUUCCUAUUGUGGCCGUGCUGAGGAGGUUUCUCCCUCCAGUUUCCACGCUUGUGAAAUAUCAUGCUACUAAUCCGUCCACAUGUUGCUCAGCUCUUACCACAAGCCGAUCCCUGAGUACUGGCUGGACUUUGAAAACAGAUGCUCCUCAGCAUAAACCUGAGCUUGACUUGGACGUAUGGAAAUCGGUGAUGAGAUCCCAGGCAUCGCAAGAUGAGACACCUAAGGACAGAGAAGAAGAAAGCACCGCUGCUGAGGAAGAAGGCUCUCCAGUAGAAGCGAGCCGUACGCUGGUGGACAUGUGGCGGCAGGCUGGAAAACAAGUCCCUGACAACAUUACAGAUGAACAACUGGAGACGCUUGCGGAACUCGCUACAAAGUCCUCCAAGAGGAAGUACCUCAAGUAUCUGGCUAUUAAAGAGGGUCAUAAGAAGGCCAACAGAGAGAAAAAGGAAAAAAAGAGGGCCGAGAGGUUGGCGGACAGGAAGGAGGAGGCAGGAUGCGCCGACAGGCCGGAAGACGCGGAAGAGGAAGGGGAAGGAGAACCCAAGUUGAGAAACACGUAUCUGAUGCAGUUCUGGACUCGUUCGAUAGACAGAGCGUUGGGCUGGAGAGCGGCACAGGCCAUGCAGUACGGCCAGCCACUUGUCUAUGACAUGAGCUAUGACCAGCACAUGACGAGGCGCGAGAUGGAGAACACGAUCUCCCAGCUCAUGGAGACUGAAGGCUGGAACCGUCGCUCGGUAGACCCCUUCCAUUUGCACUUCUGCCACCUGCAGCCAGACAGUGCUUACCAUCGGGAGCUCCUCAAACGCUACGGCCAAGAGACGUGGGAUCGUCUUCCAAUCACUGCUACCAGCCAGCGCCACGUAGACAUGUUUCCCCGGGAGGACCUCGUCUACCUGACCGCCGAUUCUCCCAACGUGCUCCACACUUUCGACCACAGCAAGGUGUACAUCAUCGGAGCCAUGGUGGACCGAUCCAUCCAGUCCGGCGUUUCUCUGGCCAACGCCAAGCGCCUCAAGCUAUCCACGGCUCGACUGCCUCUGGACGAGUACCUGCACUGGGAAAUCGGGGCCAAGAACCUGACGCUGGACCAGAUGAUCCGCAUCCUGAUGACGGCCAAGGAGACGGGCAGCUGGGAGAAAGCUCUGGAGUUCGUGCCCAAGAGAAAGCACGAUGGCUUCCAUCAGCAAAAAAGUAAAGACAGCUUUCAAAGACCAGAGAAGUCAACGGGGGCGUUCAGAGGGAACGCAGAGGGAGAACGAAGGCAAAUAUUUGUGAGUAAACAGAGACAGAAAAACCUGACUAGAAGCGAUGUUACACCCAAACCGACAUCCGGAGCAGAAACCAUAUCUGGACAGAGCAGACUGCGGAUUGCACUGAAAAGCAAGCUAGAGGAACGCAGUAAAGUGGCGAGUAAAAGAAACUGGUGGGAGGAAGAGUAGCCUUAUAACACUGCUGAUAUCCCCCACACAAAGGAACUGCACUUGUCUACUGAAUUUGAUGUGUGACAAAUAAACGGUUUAAUUAU